UUCAGCUCCUCACCCUCAGCGUCGCCACCUGCGCACGGGGAGUGAGCACCGGCACCGAGUGUCUAUCCAGAUUUACAUUUUGAUAUCUCUAAAUUGGUCAUGUGGUAGAUGCUGCAUAUUAGUCGUGAAGCAGACUAGGUGGCUUAUUUUUUGAAGGUGUGAAGCGUAGCUUGGGACGUUGAAUCAAUUUUGCUCACUUACCGGUUCUUUUUUACUGUUUCACCCAUUCGACCGAUCGCUGACAGACGACACUAUUGGAGCACCGGGAUACGUUUAGAGCACCUUCACUGAAGCGCUGCGUUCCGAUCUUACAUUCCUACGGAUUUUUUAAUUAUACUAUUUUCAGGAUUUCAUACAGAGGGACCCUUGCUGAUUUGCCAGGACGCCGUCAGACUCCUCUCUAAAGGUCAAGGAUGGCGGUGGCUGUGUGUGUAGCUGGUCUGCAGGCUGUCCUGUCUCUGCUGCUGCUUGAUCACCGGCAGGGUUCCUGUAUGUCAGUGCUACACUCCAUGAAGCUUAUCAACAGUAUGAGCGAGGCAUCCUCCAUAGUGAGCAUGCGUAGAGUCACCCACCCUACCAUACGAGAGCCUCUGGCUGGCAUCGCCAACCUCCCCUGCGUCUUCACUCUCCAGCCCAGUGAGCUCAGCCCUUCCAGCCAGCCUCCCCACAUCCAGUGGACCCGAACCUGGAUACCGCAGGGUGGAGAGGGGGGUCCACUGGAGCAGAUGGUUCUCUCAGCGAAGGGUGAUAUGGUGAAGGUGAAUAAGGCUUUCGCUGGCCAGGUCAGGUUGCUUGGAUAUGCUGCUAACAACCUAAAUGGUACCAUGGAGAUCUCAGGCCUCCGUAGCAACGACACAGGCACCUACCAUUGUCAGAUUGUGGUUGCAGAUGACUACGAGCGAGACAUAGUGCCCCUUGUGGUCACAGGUGUGGUAUUCCAUUACUGGUCUCCUAGCGACCGUUACGCCCUCUCAUUUGAUGACGCUAAAUGGGCCUGUCAGGAGAACUCCGCCCUCAUCGCCACGCCCAACCAGCUGUGGGCAGCAUUCCAUGACGGUUACUCCAACUGUGCUGCCGGAUGGCUCUCUGACCAGACUGUCCGCUAUCCUAUCCAGUCACCAGAGCUUGGUUGCUAUGGACACCAGGAAUACUCAUCUGGUGUGAGGAAUUAUGGGAAAAGAGAUGCUAAUGAGCUGUUCGAUGUCUACUGUUUCAGCAGGGAACUGGAGGGUGAGGUAUUUCAUUCCUGGGUUCCUGGGCGUCUGUCUCUGUCCUCUGCCUCAGAACGCUGCGUCUCCCUGGGGGGACAAUUAGCCACGGUGGGACAGCUCUACCUGGCCUGGAGGACAGGGCUGGACGUCUGUGCUCCAGGCUGGCUCUCUGACGGCAGUGUCCGCUACCCUAUCACCCAGCCCAGGCAGGGCUGUGGAGGGGACCAGCCAGGGGUCCGGACCGUUGUACCCAACACCAAUGGAACCAGAACCAGCAGCGGAUCAGCCAAUGCUACGGACGCCAUACCACUCUAUGACGCCUAUUGCUACAGAGGGAACGUGAAGAAGCCAGGACCCAUCUCUAGGAUCUACACGUCUUUGUGGAAGCCUUGGAGCCAGCUGACCGGCUCCAGCCACUCAGACAACCUGGGAACAGACAGUCCUGCCCUGGCUACUGAGACCACCAGCGGCACACCGACCACCGUCACAGAGAGCCGUAACCUUUCACCAUCUGAUGACCUCACACCCUCAAACUGGACCGGAUUGGUUGAUCUGGAGAAAGAGGCCCACUCUUCCACAGAUCCCUGGUCCUCAGAGUCCUCUGAGGGGUAUGUCACCCUGCAGUUGAGCCCAGGAGAGAGCUCUCUAGCCUGGGGAGACCUGGGAGACAUGGACCCUGACUCUGGAGCUUUCCUCAGACCUCCAGCCACACCCAGCCCCAGCCCAAGUACUACCACUCAGGAAGAACUAUCACCCUCGACCCCAGCUGACAGAAAGGUGAUGGCCAAGAUAGUGAAGUCCAUGUGGAAGCCGUGGAACUACCUGGCAGAAGGUACCCCAGGAACAGGCAGUCCAGAGGGGGAGAGAAAGGGAAAUGCAGCAGGGACUCUGACAGACAGUGUGGCUGUACCCACCGGCUCUCCUGCUCCAGGUUUAUCCUCAUGGGGUGGUGGGUGGUGGGAUGGCUCAGGACUGGGGGACCUAGAUGAUUCACCACCCACUGGUGAGCCGUCGUCCUCCCCUGGUGUGCCGUCGUCCUCCCCUGGUGAGCCGUCAUCCUCCACUGGUGAGCCAUCGUCCUACGCUGAUGAGCCGUUGUCCUCCGCUGGUGAGCCGUUGUCCUCCACUGGUGAGCCAUCGUCCUCCCCUGGUGAGCCGUCGUCCUCCCCUGGUGUGCCUUCGUCCUCCCCUGGUGUGCCGUCGUCCUCCCCUGGUGUGCCGUCGUCCUCCCCUGGUGAGCCGUCGUCCUCCCCUGGUGUGCCGUCGUCCUCCCCUGGUGAGCCGUCGUCCUCCCCUGGUGUGCCCUCGUCCUCCCCUGGUGAGCCGUCGUCCUCCCCUGGUGAGCCGUCGUCCUCCCCUGGUGAGCCGUCGUCCUCCCCUGGUGUGCCGUCGUCCUCCCCUGGUGAGCCAUCAGCCUCCCCAGCCCUGCUCACCUCUACCCCGGCCACAGAGAACCAGUCCUCUGCCUCCACCUCCACCACUGGAGGGUGGGAGGCUAUCCCAGACACAUGGGUCCAAGUGACCCCAUCAACGGGUGUGACCUCACCCCAGCCAGGUUAUAGGACAAAGGAAGAGGUUACCACUAGUACCACUAGAGCAGAUAGCAUAGCCACCGCUGGGAGCGGGAGAGCGAUGGUGAAAGAAGAGGAAGGGAGUGCCCUGGGGGCAUCCGACGAGGCCAGAGGGGAGAUCCAGUUUACCGGUAUCCCCGUUGGAACAACCAAACCCAAACUCAGGGUCCCUCCAUCCAACAACAGAACCACGAGGAAGAACCAGUCACGAGCCAGUGUCAGCACAACCCAACCCGCAGUCAGCAGCUCCACAGCUGGGUCAGACAGCAGAGACUCUUCCCCUCCAUUCAGACCAGGUGCUGGAGCUCCAGCCCCUCCACCCUCAGCCUCAGUCAGCCAGGGCAGCUCCAUGGUGGCAUCUCCGUCCAUAUCCUGGGUCCCCACGGAGAGAGCUGAAGAGUGGGGUGGCGAGGGGCUGGAGAGAGAGCCCCUGGAGGUGCCCUCCGAACCACCAGUGGAGGAGGAGACAGCCUUGUCUCACUCACUCGGCUCUGGGUUGCCUAGCAACAUGGACGAGGAAGGUGGCAGAGGUGCCGGAUUCAACCAAAGCAACGGAACUCUGGACUCCGCUGGUGAGGAGGAGCCCUGUGUAACCAACCCGUGUGUACAUGAAGGGAAGUGUCUACCUCAGGGCAAGGGCUACAGCUGUUACUGCCCACAGGGCUUCACAGGGGAGAACUGUGAGAUCGACGUGGAUGACUGCCAGUCCAACCCGUGUCUCAACGGAGGCACCUGCAUCGACAAGAUCGACUCGUUCAUCUGUCUCUGUCUGCCCAGCUACGCAGGAGACACCUGUGAGAAGGAUGUUGAGGGUUGUGAGCAUGGAUGGAGGAAGUUCCAUGGCCACUGCUACAGGUACUUCUCUCACAGACACACCUGGGAGGAUGCAGAGAAGGACUGCAGAGAGCAGAGCGCCCACCUCAGCAGUAUCACCUCGGUCACCGAGCAGGAGUUCAUCAAUGGGCUGGGCCAUGAUAACGCCUGGAUCGGCCUGAAUGAUCGCACAGUGGAGGAGGACUUCCAGUGGACUGACGCCAUUGACCUGGUGUAUGAAAACUGGAGGGAGAGCCAGCCUGAUAACUUCUUUGCGGGCGGAGAGGACUGUGUGGUGACCAUCGCUCAUGAGGAGGGCAAGUGGAAUGACGUGCCCUGCAACUAUAACCUGCCCUACAUCUGCAAAAAAGGCACAGUGCUGUGUGGAACCCCGCCCGCUGUGGAGAAUGCCCAUCUGAUUGGCCGUCGGCGGUCCCAUUAUGACAUCCAUGCGGUGGUGCGUUAUCAGUGUGCCGAAGGUUUCUACCAGCGCCACAUCCCCACCGCGCGUUGCCGGGCCGAUGGCACCUGGGACCGGCCCAAGAUCAUCUGCACAAAGUCUCGGCGAUCCCACCGGUACCGCCGAAACCACCGCCACAGCCAACGCCGGGAGCGGAGGAACCACAGGAGAUACGGAGGAGAGGCACACAUGGAGAGGGGAGAGGACACACACAGCCAAUACUGAACCAAAUACUACACCUCCCACAAUGCUCUGCGCCUGACCGUUGACCUAUCCUGGGGCUGAGGGGAUCAACCCCUCGAAAUGGACAGUAGUUGACAUCUGAACGUUCUCUUUUCCUGACCUAUUUCAGUCUCUCUCUUUGGAUUGAAAUCUCACUUGAGAUACUGUAUGUGUGCAAAACUUUAACUUUCAUGCAAAUGACCGAUUGACAUCAGUGCAAAAAAGGUUCUGUGUUACGCACCCAUAUUUCAUGUUUGGAUUUGUCCUUUUUUUUGUUGAUUUUGUUUAACCCAUGUCCAUUACUUACAACAGUAAUAGUCUCUCUCUCUCUCGCUAACACGGUCGCUAAUACUGUAACUUAGAAACAGCAAAUCCUUGGCAUGUCUAUGAAUAACCUAUUCUCACUGUCGAAACAUAAAUACAGUGAUGUGAUAAAUACUGUGUGUGUGUGUGUGUGUGUCUGUUCAUGCGUGUGUAUGUGUGUGAGAGAAAGUGUGUAUCCUAUGCGAGUGUGUUUUUAUAAGUUUGAAGCUUGUUCUACAUCUCAGAACAUCCUAAUGUUUGUGUUCUGUUUAUAAAGCACAGAUUUAAUUAACAAGUUAGCUAGUUAGCUUUCAGUUCCAAUUAACCCAGAGCUUUUGUCUGUAUCCUGUACUUGUUAUUGUUCCCUUAGGGCUCCUGAAUAGUAGGACUGUUUUAUUAUUCAACUUAUGUGCCAUUUUUUAAUAUUUGCUAACUUUUCAUGUCAUGUCACUAUUUAUUAUGGACUAGUUAAUAUAUGUUGAUUUUUUUUGUUUACAUAAUCCAACAAGGCAAUGUAAUACCUGUUUUCUUUAAUGUACCAUUCUCUUACAAUCAAAAUGUGUUAACCAAAAAACAAGUUAACCCUUUGAUUGCCUGUACUGUACUGUAAAUACUGUGGUUUUUGUUUGUUUGUUAUUGACUGACACCUGAUUGAUACCUGACCCGUGUCCAGCCAUGUGUUUCCCAUCGGCAUCUCAACUAAUAUUCUAAAACAGCCCCAUCGAUCUAAAUGGAAUAAAAUAGGAUAGAUUGAAGUACUACGGACUGAGACAAAACAUUCCCAAGAUAUCUACUCGAUCGCCAAUAGACCCAGUCUUUGCACGAAUCCAAUAUGUGAUGGGUGGGAUGCCAUGAAUCUGGUCCUUGAUUGGUCAUCACCCCUUUUUUGGUGUUGUUAUGAUGUCCUGUCCAGCUGUUGUGUUCCAUUCUUAAUAAAGCUAAAAAAAAAUAAAAAAAUGAAUGACA
This is a messenger RNA of Oncorhynchus keta (chum salmon), 5546 nucleotides long. Its product is annotated as neurocan core protein-like. The record is from RefSeq and is a predicted model, not a curated record. Lineage: Eukaryota; Metazoa; Chordata; Actinopteri; Salmoniformes; Salmonidae. Bases 414 to 4280 code for a protein of 1288 amino acids. Gene Ontology annotation, molecular function: hyaluronic acid binding; calcium ion binding. The transcript is spliced from 21 exons. Gene Ontology annotation, biological process: cell adhesion.